AUGUCAAUUACUAUUUCCCCAGAGACAGUUUUUAGUCCUCAUUACCUGUCUCUGCUUACGGAACAUCCACAUUUAGCAUACCCUGAUCCAGAAUCGACUCAAGUUUUUAAUUUAGUAGAUAAUGUUUUAUCUUUACAAAAAUUUGAUGGCACACAGGACUCUCAUAUGAACGAUUACAAUAAGAUUUUAGAUCUCUCUAUAUCUAAGAUGAAUUCGAUCUUAGAAGCUUCAAAAACAUUCGAAACUUUUUUUGUAACGCUCGAAGAGCAAAUAAAAUCCUAUGUUCAUCAAAUAGUUUCCAGUUAUAUAGAGUCUCAAACAUAUAUGACUGAAGAAUCCGUUGCCUCUUCUACUGAUCAAUCAAAAUCACUGGACCAAGUAUUCAUAAAAAUAAGAUUUUUGCUCGACUUGAUACUCGGAAUGAGAGAAGGAUGCGAUACAUUCAUCGUUGCUUCGGAACACGCUUUCUUUGUCAAAAAUAAUUUUCUUUUUACUUUUAUUCCUGAAAAAUUUUCAAGAGAAAAACAACUUCCUUCAGACUACAUGAUAUGUGGAGUUGGAAGCACUAUAUACGUCGUCUCAAAUUCAAAUAAUUCCCUUUUACAAAUCGAAACUUCGUCAAUUAACUCAGAAGAAACAUUUACAUUAAAAGAAUUACUAGGCAAUGAUAUACCAGUUAUAUGUAUAGGCGAUAAAAACGGAAAUUUAGCUUUAAUUCAGAAAAUUAAUGGAAAAAUCGUUCAAAACAUUCUUACUUUAGACCAACAGAACAAAAAUAUGCAAACAGAAUUAUACGAAUCUACCAUGAACGAUUCAAAAUUUUACUUCCGCGAUGGAAAAUUGUAUGAAGUCGGAGAUAAGACUUUUAUCGAUGGAAUUUUAUCAGAAGAGAAACCGAUUUAUCCUAUUUAUGCAGAAAAAACGAGUUCUUUCUUUAUUGAAGACGGAAAAAUUUUAUAUCAAAAAUAUCCUGGCGAAAACAAGUCAGAAAUCAUCGAUUCAUUACUUACUCUCAUCAAACCAUUCCCUACAACGAAAGACAAGUUCAUUAAUCCAUUACUUCAUGACAAAAAAGUUAAUUAUUUACAAUUCACUCAAAAUAUCACUUCAACAUCUAGAUUAAUACUUUAUAUCAUGGAGCGAGUUAAUGUACUACCACAAGAGCAUCGAAUUGGCCUUGUAGCAGGCUUAAUGACCAUACUUACGAUAAAUUUACGUCAUUUCGCAUUCCAAAACGUUGAACCAUCGACCAUGAAUGAAAUUUACAACAUCUACAAGCACUUCUCACAAUACUCAACCUCUCUUUCCAUAUCAAUUCUCCAGUGGAUGUCUGUAAUUCCUUCGACCAUUUAUUCUGACACUUUUAUCGUAAAUCAAAUUUUACGACCCGCCUUUUCAUAUGUAUAUAUGAACAAAGAAUACUCCGCCAUCAAAGAUUUCGUAUUAAAGAAGCCUCAAUCGUUAAUUUUAGUUUCCGAAGAUUUGAUAUCUCAAUUACCCGACCAAGAAGGCAUUCUUUUGAUAAUUAAGACCAUCGACUACUUGCCUAUCUGUUACGAAGCAAUGAAUGCCGUAGAAAGUUGUGCGGAAUACGUUUCUAUCGUUCUCAAAACAAUUUCCAAACUUUUAGACAGAAAAAUGAUAUAUAAUGCCAACAGAUACUUCCAACACUUAGUUUAUUCACUGUCUACACUUAACAAUUCCCAUCAAAUCGCCGAAGUUUUCAUCAAAGAUUCGAUGAAAAAUUUGAUAAAACUUUCAAAAGAAGUCGAGAAAACAGAAAUUUCUGAUACAUGUGAUAAGAAUUUCACAGGAUUAGAAUCUGUUUAUACAAAACAGAAAGACUUCUUUGAAGUUUACCAUUUGGUUGAUGAUAUCCAAUUAACUAUUGAUGCAGGAAAAAUAAGGAAUUUGAAAGUAACUGUUUCUGAUGAAUUAGAAACAAAUUCUACUUUAAUUUUAAAUGGAACUAAAUAUACAGUUCAAAAUGGUUUGGUUGUAGAAAUAUUCUCAUCAAUCAUUAAUCUGUCGUAUAUUGAUAGAUGUGAUGAACAACAUGAAGUUAUUUUGACUGUACAAGGUUCAAGAAUGGAGCCACAACCUGAAGAUAAUUUGGAACCAAGUUUGACAUCGAUAAAUUACGUGGCAAAAACAAUUGGCAGUUUCAUCGACCAGUUAUUGAACUCUAAUACAAUUUCUAGAUUGGAAUACGACAAUAGACAUUUAAUCGGAAAUUCUUUCAUUAGAGAAUUUGAAAGUUUUUCAAAAAAUUCUGAAAAUGUAAAUUAUUUUGAGAAAAAAGACGAUAAAAUGCAAAAAUUCUUAGAUUUCAUGGAUAAGAUUUCAGGAAUUAACAUGCAGAUUAAGAAGAGAGUCAGGAAUUUUGAUGAAUUACUUGAGAAAGUCUUGAGUGUUUAUAUUUUCCAAUUAAAUGCAAAAGAAGAAGUUGAAAAAUUAAUAAAUGAACAAGAAUUGACAAAAGACAAAGUUUCUCAUAAAUUGAGACAUACUUGGACAUGUGUUUCCGGUCUGAGAAGAGAAUUAUUAUCCUUGAAACAAAAGGAAAUCGCUGAAACAAACAAAAACAAAUAUUCUUUGCAGGAUUUCAUUCAAAACAUCACAGAAAAGUGUCAAUUUUUGACAUCAUCAAAACUUUCUUUAAAUCAAAGUGAUGAAGAUGUUGUUAAGUACUUGAAUGACUUGUUUGUUAAUUACAUUCCUGUACAGGAUAUCAUGAAAAUUGCUAAAGAACAAAACAAAAGAUUGUCAUUGAGAAAAAUUUCUUUGGAUGUAAUUUCUGAAUUCAUCAAUAAUUCAAGUGUUUUUAGGAAAUCAACAAUCGAAACAUUUCUUAUUAAUAUCAAGGUUUCCUUUAGUAUUAUUACUGACGAAAGAUCAUCAUUAAUUGGAAAAUUUAGUUUGUAUAAUUCUCUUUUGGAAAGUUUAGAAAAUUGUAUUGAAUCUUUCUAUUCUGCAAUGGUAGAAUUAAAGAGUGAUUGCAUGUAUAUAUCAUUCAUGAAGUUCUUCUGCAAAUGCCCUUCAAUUGUUCAGAAAUUUACUCAAGGAAUUAUUUAUAUUUUGACAAAUUCAAGUAAGAAAUUUUUGAAAUAUGCUGAAUCUGUUUUAGUUUCUUUGAGUAAUGAACCGAUUGUUAUAGAGACAAUUAACAACGGCGCUCUUGAAAUAGAUGAUGAAGAUUAUAGAGCAACAGCAUUCUUCAUUUUAAGUUUGUCUGAAAACGCAAAAGUUCCUUACGAAAUUUUGUUUUCGAAGAAAAAAUCACAAAAAUGUGAAGUUGCAAGUUUACUUUUAGCCGGAAAAUUAUUAGUGAAAGAUAAAGAAGGAGAAGCAGUUUUAAGGGCAAAUCUUGAUAAUUUAGUUGAAGAACUAAGCCAAACAAUGACAGGCGAAGACAACAGAUUUUCUGUUUGUGCAGAAAUCAUUUCUUUCUUUAGAUUUUUGUUGUUACCUUUUUCUGUUCACAAAGAUUUUAUUUUAGAAUAUUUGCAUUCAUUAUUUGUUACGAAAACAAUGAUAUUUACUAACAAAAUCAUUGCAACGUUCCUUAUUUUAGGACAUCCUUUGUUUAGAGCUGAAGAUACAGGAGUUGUUUAUAACUCAAGUAUGAUUAGAAUUUUGUAUAAUGAUGUGAAAAAAGAAGAAAUUGAUAAUGUAUAUCCGAUGGUUAGAAUUUCUAUUGAUCCAAACACUUUCACUUUAACACCAAGUGAAGUAUCUGUUGUUGUUGGUUUGCAAGAGAAAAUCAAUGGAAUUGUCGCUCAAAACAAACCAGUAAGUUUGCACAAAGCAAAUGACAUUGAAAUUUUUUAUUGUUUUUUGGCAACUGCUCUGCAAAAUCCUCAAAACGCAGAACAGUUCAAACCGCAUGCAGCUAAAAUGCUAAAGUAUUGCGAACUCAACGCAAUUACAAGAAAAGGAAUUUCGCCGGCAAAAUUAAUGAACAGAUUGGCAGAAACUUUGUAUACUUUGUCACUUUUCCCAGAAAUUUCUUCACCAAGUGCAACGUCAUGGAUUGAUUAUAAGUUUAUCAGCAUGACUACAGGUAUUGUUCAUAAGAAUCAUUUGGAUUCCGCGUCUGUUGGCAUUUCUCUUUUUGUUGGUGAGAGAAAAAUCCAGAAAAACCAUACAUUCAGUUACAGAAUUGUUUUUGAUAAACCAGGAACUGCUUCCAUUGGUUUUAUUGAUGCAAACAGUAUUCCUACUGAAAUUAAGUUCUACGGACUUACUAAGAAUUUCAAUAAAUACUCGAAUGUAACUGCAAGUCUCUCGCCAAACUCCAUUUGCGUAAGUGACCUCGAUAAGAGUUACAUCAGUGAAUUUUUGACAGGUGACAUGUUACCUGCAAUUAUUACUAUUAAUUGCAGAGUUAAAAUGUCAUAUUCCAUGUCAAAUAAUUCAGUUAUAUACAAUCCACCUGUUACUCCCGAAUCUCCUCUUUUUGAUGACCAUAUUCCUCAUAGAGUUAUUGAAAGCAACCUUGGUUCUUAUGAUGAAAGAAUUCAGACAUUUAACAUGAAAGUUGUCGGAGAAAAAGUGAGGACAAAGAAUGGAAUUAUUGGCGAAAUCGACAGCAUUUCUAGCAGAUCUGAUCCUAAAUUAAAUAUCAGAAUAAGCAACAGAGAUGGUAGCAAUGAAAUCGUUACAAUUCAAGCUAAAAACGCUGAAGUAAUUCCAGAGAAAAUUCAUACUUUAGUUUCAAGGGCAAAAAGGAAAUCAAGAGAUGACAAAAAUCAAGAUUUUGUUUACAGAAACAAUUAUAUCAGGAAGUACAAUAGAAUGGUUGGCAAACUGAUGCUCUUAUGCUUGAGAUCAAUUAUACCUUUAAUCUCAUCAAAUAUCCCACUUUCUACAUUGGAAACAAUCAUGGAUUACGCGUUACCUUUUACUUUUGGUGUCUCAAAUCAAAAAUCAACAAAAGUGACAAAGUUCACUUCACCUUACAUUACAAACAUCAAUUACAGAUUCCCAGGCGACAGAGAGUUUUUGAGCAACUUUGUACAGAAGGAACUACAAAAGUACAAUGUCCAAGACAUCAUAAAUUACAUUGUACAAAAAAUUUCCGCGAAACAAUCUACUUCUAGUAAUUGUGUUUAUCAUAUAUCAUUUUAUGCCAUGCGAACAAUAACUGUUCCUAUUUCUUUGAAAGAAGAUGAAGCAGUUAUUUUCCCUCUCGAAUUCAAUUCACAAGAAAAUGUUGGAGCAACAAUUCCAAAUGGAAAUUAUCGUUUCAGGAAUCAGUAUCAUAUCCAAUAUAUUUGUGUUCCAAAAUAUCUUCCUGAAACAGAUAUAAUGUCUUCUAUCGUUGUCCUUCAUUUUGUUUCUAGUUUCAUCGAUGUUUCCAAAGAUAAAAUAACAUUUGAUGAUAUUCACAACAUGGCAACAAGCAUUUUGAAUCAAAUGCCAAAUAACAACGCAAUUAUUAAUUCCAUGAGAUUGUUUAUCGAAAAGAACACUGAAUUGGCUUGUUACAACAAGAAAUACAUACCUAGUGUAUUGGAAGAAAUCAGAUCUUUGGAUACUAAUGACUUAGGAAUUAUCUCUUUCUUGGCAAACCUCAAACAAAAGAUAAUUUAUUCAUUGGACAUAGAAUCAGAAGAUUUCGAACAUCUCGCAAGAGAAAUUUGCGCAGAAGUAACUAAAGUUGAUAAACAAAUUAAUGAGUUUAUGCUUGUUAAAGCUUUCCAAAAAUUCAGUCUUCCUACUGAUAGAUUCAACAUUAUCGCGUUGAAUUAUGUUGUCGACCAAUUUACUUCUCUCAAACAAAUCUAUAAGAUCGCAUUGGAAUCAAAUAAUAAUUACGAUUGCGAUGUCGAUAUCAAUUUAUAUGAGGAAGUAUCUGAGCCAAUUAAAGAUGAUGCUCUGAAAGAAAUCAGAAGGAAAAUGUUGAUCCGAUUCAUGUCUGUUGAAACAAGUCAAUAUUCUCAGUUCUUUGAUGUUGAUUACUUCCGAUCACAUGAUAUCCAUCUCUCCAUCAAAUCAUUGCCAAACAGAUAUCAAAUUUUUGUUUCUUUCAACAGAUUUUCCGCUUUCAAGUUCUUCGAAGGUGGAGAUUCAGGAAAGAGCUUGAUGCAACAGUUCGCAAGCCAAUACACUGAUUACUCAUGUCUUGCAGUUAUUGGUGCUCAGCCUUGGAGAAUUACUUUGUACGGAGAAAACGCAAUUGAUGCCGGCGGACCAGGAAGAGAAUUAUUCUCACAAGUUUGUGAAGAAAUUCUUAAACCACAGAUGAAACUUUUCUGUUUGACGCCAAACGCCAAAUCAUUCCAUGAAGAAGAAUAUUUGCCAUGUAUUCCUAAUGGUUUAAGUACUUGUGCAGGUGCUUUCAUCGCUGCUUGUGCAACAUCUAUGUUGCCUUUCCAGUUCAAGAUUUGUACUCCGUUUUGGAGAUCAAUGACAGGAAAACCAAUUACUAUUCAUGAUGUUUAUAGUAUUUACAAUGAUUUUGCGAUGCUCGUGCUUAAGUUACAGCAUGCAAAUUACGAAAGCGAAGAAGAGUUCAUAACGAACUACAAAUUGAACUUUGUUAUUCAAGAUUUGUAUGGAAACCAAAUGGAAAUUAUUCCAAAUGGAAAACAAAUCAAGGUAACAUUAGGAAACUUGCAGAUAUUUAUUACAACAGCUCAAGAAAAGUUGGUUGAGCAGUUGAACAAUGCAAUUGAUGCUUUCAAAGAAGGUUUCUACCAAGUUUUGCCACAGAACCUUUGCGCGACAAUUACAACAGAUUCUUUAGUCCAAGCUUGUUGCGGAAUUGAUUUCAUUCCUGAUUCAACAUUCCUCAAUUAUUUCAAUAUGGAUUUGAACUCAACGAUAUUGAGGCAAUCAUUGAUUCAAUUGACACAAGAAGAGCGAUUCGGAUUGCUCAAAUUCGCUUCAGGAUCAAGAAAUCCGAAAGCAAAGAUUCACGUUCAUUUCGACAGAUCUAAAAACUCUGGACUUCCGACUGCUACUACUUGCAUCCUGGCAAUGACUGUUCCUAUGUAUAAAUCAGUUCAGGUUUGCACGAAAUCAUUGAGAGCUGCAAUUCAGUUCUCUUCUGUUAUCACUGAUUCUGAUUUUGAUAUUCGUAUGUUUAAUUUUACUUAA
Messenger RNA from Trichomonas vaginalis G3, 7104 nucleotides. RefSeq names its product guanyl-nucleotide exchange factor protein. Bases 1 to 7104 code for a protein of 2367 amino acids. The transcript has a single exon. The record is from RefSeq and is a predicted model, not a curated record. Lineage: Eukaryota; Parabasalia; Trichomonadida; Trichomonadidae. Gene Ontology annotation, molecular function: ubiquitin-protein transferase activity. Gene Ontology annotation, cellular component: cytoplasm.